Diaporthe batatas is the source of this 687-nucleotide messenger RNA. RefSeq lists its product as uncharacterized. Gene Ontology annotation, biological process: mitochondrion organization. The record is from RefSeq and is a predicted model, not a curated record. The transcript has 4 exons. The coding region runs from base 1 to 687 and encodes 228 amino acids. Gene Ontology annotation, cellular component: mitochondrion; nucleus. Lineage: Eukaryota; Fungi; Ascomycota; Sordariomycetes; Diaporthales; Diaporthaceae.
AUGCCGCUCUUUCAGCUGCUGAAGCCCACCGAAGUGCCCCGUAGCCACGUUGCGCGCUUAAACCCAAUCCUAUACGAUGACGGUCGUGCGGUAAAUGAAUUUUUUGCCCCGGGCACGAAAUUCUUUGGCCCCCCUAUUGCCCACUACCAUAUGCUACAGACGGAAUCCUUCCACGUUGAGUCGGGGGAGGGCUUGUGGUAUCUUCGAGGCAAAACGAUAUAUCUCAAGGCAGGAGACGACAUCACCAUACCCAGAUUUGUAUCACACAGGUUCGAGAACGUGCCGGGAAGCACAGAGCCGCUGUCGAUUCUGUACCGCAGACCCGACCUGCGACUACCUACGCGGCCCCCGCCACCCAGGCUCCCCACCAGCCUGCCCCCCAGGCCUCCCAGGGCCCGGGUCUGUUCGGCCAGAUGGCCUCCACAGCUGCGUACUGGUGUUGCCGUAGGCUCGUCCAUCGGCCACGCGAUCGGCGGCCUGUUCAGCGGUGGCGGCUCGGCCGAGGCACCCGCCCAGGCGUCGCCCCAGGCCGCACAGCAGACCCAGAACGACCAGUGGGGCCCUAACUGCUCCCUCGCCACCAAGAGCUUCACCAACUGCAUGGACGAGCACCAAGGCAACAUGUCCAUCUGCGGCUGGUACAUGGACCAGCUCAAGGCCUGCCAGGCUGCCGCUAGCCAGUACUAG